Hyla sarda is the source of this 2408-nucleotide messenger RNA. It is a transcript of the gene ARFGAP2, whose product is annotated as ADP ribosylation factor GTPase activating protein 2. Gene Ontology annotation, molecular function: GTPase activator activity. The record is from RefSeq and is a predicted model, not a curated record. The transcript has 16 exons. Bases 87 to 1670 code for a protein of 527 amino acids. Gene Ontology annotation, biological process: COPI coating of Golgi vesicle. Lineage: Eukaryota; Metazoa; Chordata; Amphibia; Anura; Hylidae.
GGUUGGUUUCUGCGGCGGCUCACAGGUGUAUACACUGUUCGGGUAUUGGUUGGGAAACGGAGAGACAGUGGUGGGAGCGAGAAAACAUGGCUGCCGAGCCGACUAAAGCCGAGAUCCAAGCCGUGUUUAAGCGACUGCGGGCGGCACCUACCAACAAGUCCUGCUUUGACUGUGGAGCCAAGAAUCCUAGCUGGGCAAGUAUAACUUAUGGAGUCUUUCUAUGCAUUGACUGCUCUGGCAUACACCGUUCUCUGGGAGUCCACCUCAGCUUCAUCAGGUCUACUGAACUAGAUUCCAACUGGAGCUGGUUUCAACUGAGGUGUAUGCAACUUGGAGGGAAUGCCAGUGCAAAUGCCUUCUUCCACCAGCAUGGCUGCACCACCAGUGACACCAAUGCCAAGUACAACAGCCGUAGUGCCCAGAUGUACAGAGAGAAGAUUAGGCAACUGGCCAGCUCAGCCAUGUCAAAACAUGGUACUGAUCUUUGGGUAGAUGGAAUGAAUUGCCCACUUGCAAAUUCUCCAGAGAAGAAAGAGUCUGACUUUUUUGCUGAGCUGACCCAGUCUUCCAAUUCCUGGGAGGCAGCACCAGUCUUAGAACAAGUACCACAGUCUAUUCAACCAGCUUCAAAACAGCCAACCGGUGCCCCUUCAAGUGAGGAGCCCUCAUGUACUGAGUCAGGUCCAAGUGUUGAUAUUCUGAGCACGUCACCCAAAGCUCCAGUAGAGGUGAAACCAUCGCUCAUUGGAAAAAAGAAACCUACAGUUGCCAAGAAAGGCCUAGGCGCGAAAAAGGGUCUUGGUGCCCAAAAAGUGAGCAGCCAAAGUUUUAGUGAGAUUGAGAAGGCUGCACAGGUGGCAGAGAAGCUGAGGGAGCAACAGGCAGUAGAGCUUCGCAAAGAAGCAGAGGAGUCACUUGUCUCCUCCAUGAGACUGGCAUACCAAGAGCUACAGAUAGAUCGCAAGAAGGAGGAGAAGAAACUGCAGACCUUGGAAGGAAAGAAGAGAGAACAGGCUGAACGCCUGGGUAUGGGCCUUGCUUCCCGCAGCUCCAUCUCUCACUCUGUUCUGUCGGAAAUGCAUGUAAUUGAACAAGAAACGCCUGUCGCUACAAAAUCCUCCCGUUCCCAGCUUGAUCUUAUGGAAGAUGCCAGCUUUACAUCCGGUCCGCCUAAAUAUAAAGAUAACCCAUUCUCACUAGGGGAAGGGUUUAGCCCACGAUGGGAAACAGAAAUCUCAACGUGGGGAUCGACAGAUAAGGCUGAGGAUGAGCGAGAGGUGACAAUCUCCAGUAUUCAACCAGCACGAGAGCGGCCUGCAAAUAGGAGAAAGCCAGAGAGCACCCCGGCUCCAGAAUCCAAUGAGGCUCGCAUGAAAUUUGCCAGUGCAAAGGCAAUCUCCUCAGACAUGUUCUUUGGGAGAGAGCAGGAUGCCGAGUAUGAAGCCAAAUCCCGCUUGCAGCAGUUAUCUUCCAGUACUUCCAUCAGCUCAGCUGAUCUCUUUGGAGAGUCUGAUUCAGUAAAUCCUGACGCUGGUGUUUCCUUAGGUAAUGUGAUCCCAUCUGCAGACAUCACUCACUUCAAGCAGGGAGUAAAAUCUGUUGCAGGCAAGAUGGCAGUCCUGGCAAAUGGCGUAAUGAACUCUCUACAGGAUCGAUACAGCUCCUAUUAAUCAGGAAAGAGGAAGUCUGAUCCUACUGUAGUAUUCUCCUACAUUACCCAUGGGCAAGGGAAAUGGCGGAGCUUGGCAGGUAGAGAGUCAUCUGUAUCUCUCCAGCUGGUGGCAAAUGCCCCUUUAUAGAAAAUGGCCACUUCAGUAUUUCUCUAACACCACGUCCACUACUGGAGCAUUACUCACCCCACUUACAGUGUCUGCUGUUGCUCGUGCCCAUCAGCUGCUGCUCCCCCUGUAAGGAACACCCAAAGACUGUGCUUUUAAUUUGUGUUUGUGUGAGAAGACUAUAUGGGGGUCUCUUAUGUUAAUGACGGCAGGGUCUAUCUGUAUAGCAUGUUAUGACUGCGUUGUAGGCAGGCUAAAACCCUGACCAUGAGUUGAUGGGAUGGAGAAGACUUUAAAGCGCCUCAUUCUAGGGAACUAAUGACUGUUACUGUCUGGAUGAGGAACUAUCAUGUUCUGUAUUAACUUCUCUGGUCCCUGUGUGACUAUUGUUUUUUUAAUAUUUUAAUCCUUAGCAAGUGUGCAGGGUACUGGAACAUGAAAAGGAGCUGUUGUGUUCAUCGUUCCCUGCAUGGCGGGGGAGACUCCAUAGAGACUGGCUGCAUGAGUAUUUAUUUUGUCGUCUCUUGGUGCACAGCUGCCUGUCAGGUGCAAGGUUGGGUGUGUCCAUUUUAUUGCGUCUCAGAAUGUUAGUGUUGACAGAUAAAAGUGAAUAAAGAUACUGAGGCACAA